AUGAAAGGUCGGCCUGCACACCUCUCCAAGAGCAUCGAUGCCAUCGAGAUCGCUUGGGACAAGCCCUGCAUCCGCGAAACCGAAGCGCACCCGAGCAGGCAGUCUCCCUCCCCGGCGCAGAGGGGCCUCGCCGGCACCCUCAGGCUAAGACAGUUUCACUGGCGGUGCUUGGGUGUGCCGGGCGGCGGAAAGGUGACCUGCGUGUCGAAUUGCCUCGUCGGGAAGGGCGUCUCUUGGUCAUGUGCUUCUUGUCUUGGCCGGGGCUUUAACUGCGGUGUCAACUCCUGCAUGGGAUCCUGCAGCACAGGCUUCUCCAAGCCCAGUUGCACGACUUGCAUAAGCUCGCAUUGCGGUCUGUGCAGCAGAGCACGGUCAAGCGAGGGCGUGCUCGACAACGCCACCCUUGAAGCACUAGUGGAGGUCUUUGCUGGUGCAGCCACGGCCGGCACUUCAGCAGAGCUGGAGGAAGCAGAAGCCUCUACUCGCAGUGGCAGCGGAUGCUUCGAGGUCCAGGCGUUGAUGAAGACAUGCGGCACACAGUGCUAUUCCUCCGGCAACCAAGCCACAUGUGCCGCUGGCUGCCUUACCGGCAAGGGCGUCUCCCCCGGAUGUGCUAGCUGCUUCGGCAGGAAGAUCAGCUGCACGAUCAAGAGGUGUCUAUCGGGUUGUGCCGCAGAUCCCAAUGGUGCCGCCUGUACCUCCUGCGUCGCCAGCAAAUGCGGUAGAUGCAAUGCUGCAAAAUCCUUGGACGAGCCUGUGGGCAAGGAUAAUUUUGUCGCUGCUCUGGUGGAGCUGGCAUCUCAACAGCAAAAUCAGAGCGCAGUUGACAAAACAGCAGAGCUGGAGGAAGCAGAAGCCUCUACUCGCAGUGGCAGCGGAUGCUUCGAGGUCCAGGCGUUGAUGAAGACAUGCGGCACACAGUGCUAUUCCUCCGGCAACCAAGCCACAUGUGCCGCUGGCUGCCUCACCGGCAAGGGCGUCUCCCCCGGAUGUGCUAGCUGCUUCGGCAGGAAGAUCAGCUGCACGAUCAAGAGGUGUCUAUCGGGUUGUGCCGCAGAUCCCAAUGGUGCCGCCUGUACCUCCUGCGUCGCCAGCAAAUGCGGUAGAUGCAAUGCUGCAAAAUCCUUGGACGAGCCUGUGGGCAAGGAUAAUUUUGUCGCUGCUCUGGCGGAGCUGGCAUCUCAACAGCAAAAUCAGAGCGCAGUUGACAAAACAGCAGAGCUGGAGGAAGCAGAAGCCUCUACUCGCAGUGGCAGCGGAUGCUUCGAGGUCCAGGCGUUGAUGAAGACAUGCGGCACACAGUGCUAUUCCUCCGGCAACCAAGCCACAUGUGCCGCUGGCUGCCUCACCGGCAAGGGCGUCUCCCCCGGAUGUGCUAGCUGCUUCGGCAGGAAGAUCAGCUGCACGAUCAAGAGGUGUCUAUCGGGUUGUGCCGCAGAUCCCAAUGGUGCCGCCUGUACCUCCUGCGUCGCCAGCAAAUGCGGUAGAUGCAAUGCUGCAAAAUCCUUGGACGAGCCUGUGGGCAAGGAGAAUUUUGUCGCUGCUCUGGUGGAGCUGGCAUCUCAACAGCAAGAUGAGAACACCAUCUUUCCCUGCUCCGCGGCUCUGCGUCUCCGCACAGAUCCAACCAGCGCACAUCACGUUCACAGUUUCAUGCUAGUUGCAGAGCCCGGUGCGGGAGGCAGCGUUGCCGGCAGUGUGCGCGAAGGUUCCAAGGAGCCGGCCGCGUCCGUGGCGUCCAAGGAAAAAGCAGACGAUGCCGCCUCUGCGGCUUCCACCGAGGUCGAAGCACCGCCGGUGAUCGUUAGCAUAAGCAAGGAGACCAUCAAGACAAUAUUUUCAAGGUUCGACCUCAACGGAAACGGCACCAUUGAGCAGUCUGAGCUGGCGAUGGUUUUCCAAGUCCUAGCACCUCGCCAGUGGUCUUCGAACGCCAUCAAGCGACUUUUCGAUGGAAUGGACAUCAACGAGGAUGGGCAUGUUCAGUUCACCGAGUUCAUCGAGUGGAUUUUCGACACAGGCACCAACUCUUUCAAGGGCGCGCUGGAGAUCGCCGAGACCACGGACGGUGCAAAGACCCUGGAGUGGUCCGUGGCAGAUAUCCAGCUACCCAUCGCGGCUCCCGACAUUCGGGCAGAGCUGGAGACCAUCGAUGGGUUUGCGAUCGAGGACGAGAUCAAGAAGAUGGACCCUUACGAUCUCAAGAAGCUCGAAUCGCUCACAGCCCCUCGGGAUCACAACGGAUGUAAAGUCCUGGUGUGCUCGGCACUUUACCAGAUCUUUUCUCAUAUCCUGGGUCGGUGCUGCAUCUCCCCAUCGAAGCUUGCAGCUACUGGUGGCAACAGGCUGGUGGCAUCUGGGUGCAGGUUUACUUCUCAUCAGGGCAUCCGGGCUCUGCGCAGUACCAUGCCGACAGGAAUGCAGGAAGAGCUCUGGUCAGAGACGUGGAAGAGACAGGCGUGCGACAGCCAAAGUGACGGCAGUUUGUCCUACCGAAGCUGUGCCAGUGCUGCUAGCAGUGAGGUGGAAAGAGGUGCAUCGAGUGCAGUUUCUGAUGGGGAGCAGCGCCCACAGGCUGCACGGGCUGCAGCGGCUGCAGUCAUUACACAGCAGGAGUUGCAGGAGGUUAUCGCAGAGCUCGAGCAGAAGUGGGGAAAGUGCUGUGGCCUGUAUGUACAUGGUUCCACAAUAUUUGCUAACCAGCUCUGCCCACACGACCUGGACUUGAUUGCCGUCAUCGAUCAUGCGAAGCAAGAGGUGCUGCAGCACUCGCCAGACGCGCAGUUCACCCUGGGCCGCUGUGAGGUGUCCGUGUUUGAGCGUCGAUGCUUCUUUGAGAAGCUGCAUGCCAUGGACCUGACCAUGCUGACCUGUCUUUCCACCCCAAAGCGCUUUGUGCUGAAAGAGCUCCAGGAUGAGCGCCUUCGAAACUUCGAGCUGGACCUGCGAUUGCUGGAGGAGUCUGUCACAUCCUAUGCAGAGUUUACCUGGCUGAAGGCACAGCGUGUCCUGAACGACUGGAAGGAUCCGUACAAGUCCAGCAAGAACGCAUACUUCGUCUUUCGUAUACUGGAGUUCGGCUGCCAGCUUGCGGAUCAUGGGCGCAUUGUUGAUCUCAAGGCCGCAAACCAUAUGUGGGACGUCAUCAAGGAGCUCUACCAGGUACUGAACAUCCAGCCGCAGGAGGAGGACGUCAUCGAGGCCGUCCUGGCCAGGCACUUCAAGGACUCCCUGGCGCGCUUCGAGGCCAAGGUGUCGGCGGCGCGCCAGCGCGAGCGCGGAGAGCGCGGAGGUUCGGAGGCAGAGGCAAAGAAGGCGGAGGAGACCCGGUCCGUGGAGGCGUCCAAGGCACCAAACUCGGACACCUGCGUCAUUUGCCUUGAGCCCACCAGCGAGUGUGGAAAGAAAGAGUUGAACCAACUAUUGCAAUCUCCAAGUGAUGCCAACGUGGCAGAAACCUGGGUGCAGCUGGUGAACUGUCGGCACUGUUUCCACACGACCUGCAUCGCUGACGCUGUUCGGGCCAGCCUCAAAGCCGACAGAACUCUGCGACACGCCGCCUGCCCCGUCUGCAGGGCCUCUGUGGUCUUCGACUUCCAGGCGAGGUCCACUUCGAGCCGACGGCGGAGGAAGCGGCCUAUGUCCUUCGCGGGGUACCCGGCCACGAUCAGAAAUCCGGAAGACCGGCAUCGCGAUGGUCGUCGUGGCCGUGAUAAUCGCGAUGAGCGCAAUGACCGUGGUGAUCGUGAUCACGAUCGGUGA
Symbiodinium sp. CCMP2592 is the source of this 3762-nucleotide messenger RNA. The record is from the annotation of a GenBank genome assembly. NCBI's taxonomy places the organism in Eukaryota, Dinophyceae, Suessiales, Symbiodiniaceae.